AUGCAAAAAAGAGCAUUUUUCGGAAAGAAUGCAACAUUGGCAAGGCGGCAGCUAGCAGAACGUUGGAUAGAAAUGCAUACCGACGCCGUGUUGAGGAAUGAUUCCGCGUUGCGGAACCGUCGAGCAGAUGAGGCUGUCGAGUGGUUGCUCAUUGAAUUGAACUUGUCAGAAUACAUUAAGGAUAUGUCAGAUGAGACACCUUGGACAUGGACUGGGGCAAUGUUCUAUGCGGGACAGUUGUAUACCACGAUUGGCUACGGCUACCCGACGGCGAAAACCGACGAGGGUCGAGUCUGCACCGUUCUCUACGCACUCUUCGGCAUCCCAUGCUUUCUCAUGUAUCUCAAGUCGAUUGGUAAAAUGCUGUCAAAGAAAAUGAGGAAGUACUACAAGAAGCUGAGGAGGUCAGCAGUUGGAAAGUUCCUUUUGCCAACAAGGGUUACGGCAAUGAAAGAUGGAUUCGAGGAUGCCGAUGCGGCUGCUGCUGAAGAGCGAAAAAAGAAACCGUUCCCUAUCCCAAUUGCCAUUAUUAUGCUGAUUAUCUGGAUCUGCUUCUCAGCUUCAAUGUUUUGUCUUUGGGAGAAAACAUGGGUUUUCUCGUCGGCUGUCUACUUUUUCAUUGUUUCGAUUACAACCGUCGGUCUCGGCGACAUGCUCUUCCGCACUCCAGAAAUGAUGGUCUUCAACUUUCUCCUUAUUCUUGUCGGCCUUGCUCUCCUUUCAAUGUGUUUCGAGCUCAUCACCGACAGAGUUGCCAAAUGGAAGCAAAAGAGAUUCGAUGAACACAUCAAAAAAGUGCAAAAGAUGGCAUUUCAAGUCUUCGAGAAGGAUCCAUUUGUUGAGGAAGCUCCCCCUCUUGGAGUUCGGAUGGCUCCCAACUUGAUGCAAAUCGCGGCUACCCAUGUCAGUGAAGAAAAACGUGGAUUCUUCGCGGAGUUCAAGGAUUGGUUCGCCGGCAAAGUCACGGAUAAUGUGAUAAUGUCGAAGCUGGAAGAUAGCGACGACGAAUCGGAUUCCGAGGAAGUUCUGGAGGAAUUCGAGUCACCACAGAUUGCAACAGUUACUGCUAAUGAUUUGGUGGUGUGUACAAAUGGUGGAGGAGCAACGAGAAGAGUCAGCAAACAGAGUUAUGCGUUAUCCGACGUGUCCAACCUCUCCAACCCGAAAAACCACCCUGGCAACAACUAUGGACAACUACUUGAUCGAAUCAAGAUGAUGGAGAAGUUCAAGCCAAAAAAGAACGAUCUAGACUCCAGAAUGUUCGCCAAGUUUCUGGAGAACAAGAAGUUGGCGAAGAUUCUGGAACAAACUGAGCUCCGAGAACUGGCCACUGUUUCUUGUCAAACCGAUCUCAGUGGUUUGGUGGUUCAAAGAAGAAAUCCGAAGGGACGACACGCGAGAAUCGGCUCCUGCUCCUCCCAAUCCACAAUGUCAACAAUGCUAACGAAGGACCACAAGCAUGCUCCAGAUGAGGAUUCCGUUAUGUCGAUCACUUUUGGAGAUCUGAAAUUCGAUUACAGAACUGAGCCAUUCAUAGACGAGUGGCAGAUCAGAGAGUCUAAUCACUCAAUUUUUGAUUUCGACGACGACGACAUUCUAAAAAUGCCUCAAAAGACGUUGGUCGCCCGUCCUGGAAUGCCACCACCUCCUCCUUCCCGUUCAUUGAAACUAGCUUCUCCACUAAGAACUUUGAUAGAAAAAGAGCAGAAAUAUGAUGAUAAUGAUCCGGAGAUUCAGUUAACACCAAGGAGAUUAAACUCGUUGACUGAUAUUCAAGCUCGCAAAGUAAAAAUCGGCUACGACGAGAACCUCCAACACGCUCGUCUUGUCUGUGGUCUCCUUCCGCAGGACUUUGACUCACCAUCCACUUCCACCUCCACCUCCAUGAUCGACUCUGGCUAUGAUCUUUCGAAACGUGAUGCUCCAAUCAAUAUGGUUUAG
Messenger RNA from Caenorhabditis remanei, 1941 nucleotides. RefSeq lists its product as uncharacterized. Bases 1 to 1941 code for a protein of 646 amino acids. The transcript is spliced from 13 exons. Gene Ontology annotation, molecular function: potassium ion leak channel activity. NCBI's taxonomy places the organism in Eukaryota, Metazoa, Nematoda, Chromadorea, Rhabditida, Rhabditidae. The record is from RefSeq and is a predicted model, not a curated record. Gene Ontology annotation, cellular component: membrane. Gene Ontology annotation, biological process: potassium ion transmembrane transport; stabilization of membrane potential.